UACACACGUUGACACGCAGGCAGCGGUCGCGCAGGCGCAGUUGGGGCGCCUUCGCGGCUCCGGCGCUUUUUACCCUCGUGUGUUCUGAGUCUUUGGUUUGCCAAGUGCAGUUAGGCCUGGCAGGUGCUGAAGGUCCGGGGUCGUGGACCCCGGCCAGGUCUCAGCAGCACGGAGGCUCAGGAUGUCGCGGCGGGCGCGGGGUCUGGGGCCGCCAGCGGCGUGCCUCACCCCGCGGCCCUAGCCCCGGCUGCAGCUCCCACCCUGGCGCCAGCCCCGGUGGCGGCCGCGGCCUCGCAGUUCACCCUGCUGGUGAUGCAGCCCUGUGCUGGGCAGGACGAGGCCGCGGCCCCCGGGGGCAGCGUCGGGUCGGGCAAGCCCGUUAGGUACCUGUGCGAAGGGGCCGGGGAUGGCGAGGAGGAGGCUGGGGAGGACGAGGCGGACCUGCUGGACACCUCGGACCCUCCGGGGGGAGGCGAGAGCGCGGCUAGUUUGGAGGAUCUGGAGGACGAAGAGACCCAUUCGGGGGGCGAGGGCAGCAGCGGGGGCGCCCGGAGGCGGGGCAGCGGCGGGGGCAGCAUGAGCAAGACCUGCACCUACGAAGGCUGCAGCGAGACCACAAGCCAGGUGGCCAAGCAGCGCAAGCCGUGGAUGUGCAAGAAACACCGCAACAAGAUGUACAAGGACAAGUAUAAAAAGAAGAAGAGCGACCAGGCUCUGAACUGCAGUGGGACCGCUUCGACUAGCAGCGCGGGAAACGUCAAACUCGAGGAAAGUGCAGAUAACAUACUCUCCAUUGUUAAACAAAGAACAGGAUCUUUUGGGGAUCGUCCUGCAAGACCUACUCUUUUAGAACAAGUGUUAAAUCAAAAAAGACUGUCGUUGCUAAGAAGUCCAGAAGUAGUGCAAUUUUUACAGAAACAGCAACAACUAUUAAAUCAGCAAGUUUUGGAACAAAGACAGCAGCAGUUUCCAGGAGCAUCAAUAUGAGGGAACAUAUCGAGAACAUCUACAUGGUUUUUAUCUUAUUGUAAUAGAUGAACAUAUUUUUUUAUGAAAGAUAAAUGGGAUAAUACAUGCCUGUAGAACAUAAACAGUUUCCUGUAAAUGUAUGUGUGCAUUUGGGGAUGAAUAAGUAUUGCACUUUGUGCAUCUAAUCUUUCAGAUUACUAUGAGUUUGAAGAAGUCCGCUUAUCUUUCUAAAAUAAUAUUUAAUUACAAUGUUUAAAAAAAAAUAUGUACCUCUUCAGUCAUUGUUACUGAAGGUAAUGAUGCAGUUACUUUCUGUGGAAGUCAUAAAGUUAAUAGAUACUAAUCUUGAAGCACCUAGCUCAGUGGUUCUCAUCAAGGGUCAAUUUGAUUGUCAUAGUGACCUUAAAAACUGCUGAUUUUUAGUGAGUGGCCAAAAAUGCUAAGUGUUCUGCAGUGUCAGGGGUAGUCCCAUAUACUAACAAUUGUCUUAUUCACAGUGCCAGUAACACUCCUAAGAAAUGUUAAUGGCUGUUUUGUGGUGCUAACAUGUAGUUAGGGCACCUAUAAUAGGGUUCCCCUAAUAACCUUUCUUUGCAGUUAAGACUGAAGCUGUCAGAGAGGUAAACACGUUUUAUAUAGAUGUAAGGAAAGUGAUUAUUGUUUAAUGUCUGUGAAUUUAGGAUGUCUAUCUCUUUUCAGAGGUGUGCUAGUAAAACCUGAGGGAUUAAGCACCCUGGGAUGUCCCACAGCUGGCUUUUCUCUUUCAUGUUACCUGUUAGAGUUGAUCUCUUAAAGCAGACACUCUUGUGUACUGAAUUUGUGAGCACCAUAGAUCUCAGCCUGCCAAUGCCAAGACAAAAUUAUUUUUCAUAUACUUAUUUUUCAUUUAAAAAAAUGAAAAAAAUCCUUUUCAAAAAAGAGAUCCUGAAAAUUAAAUUCACACUCCAGCAUUUUGUCAUCAUUUUUCAAAAUUGAGCUAUCUCAAAACUGCUAUUUCCUGUAAUGUUCAAAAAUGGUAGGUAAUCUGGAUACUUUUUUCUUAUACUUUCUCCUAGGAAAACUUUAAAAAGGCAAACCUACCAAUAGGAAUAACAAAUUAAAUGUCAAGAGGAUAUAUCCAAUAUUAGGAUAAUAAGUGUAUGUAUCUCAAGUUUAACUGUACAAAACUUUGUUAGUCACUUGGUUUUUAAAUUCUAUAUAUUAAACUUAAUCAUGGCUAUUCUAAGAAGUACUUAUGGAGAGCAAGAAUGUUUUAGUUCAUUUUUAAUGUGUGUGUUUUUACUUGCAUUUCUGUUCAAAACACUUUUAACAAAAUUAAUUCAUUAAAGUCCAGUUGAUGUUGACCUUUGA
Molecule: messenger RNA, 2319 nt
Organism: Saimiri boliviensis boliviensis (Bolivian squirrel monkey)
Lineage: Eukaryota; Metazoa; Chordata; Mammalia; Primates; Cebidae
Gene: RFXAP
Product: regulatory factor X associated protein
Biological process (GO): regulation of transcription by RNA polymerase II
Cellular component (GO): nucleus
Source: RefSeq, a predicted model, not a curated record